Molecule: messenger RNA, 985 nt
Organism: Centropristis striata (black sea bass)
Lineage: Eukaryota; Metazoa; Chordata; Actinopteri; Perciformes; Serranidae
Gene: tmem182a
Product: transmembrane protein 182a
Exons: 5
Coding region: 239-985 (248 amino acids)
Cellular component (GO): membrane
Source: RefSeq, a predicted model, not a curated record
CAGACCCUAGCAGGGUCCAGGGGAGUCAUGUGCUCAGCCUUAUCCUGCCAUAACACAGACAGACAGGAGAGGAGUCAAGAUCUAGAAACAACACAAACCAGCUGGAACACAUCUUACAGUGGAUGUACUUCAAGGAGUGUCUGCCUCUGUUAGUCACAUGCGCUCACUGUAGUUGGAGGGGAAAGUGAAGACUUGAGUUUGGGCACCCAGUAGCCGAGCGGCUGCUCAAUACCGGACCAUGAAGCUUAGCGUGGCGUUGUUUUUUGCAGGGCUCUUUGGGGCGUUGGCAGCUGUGUUCAUCCUCCUCUCGUUUGGAACUGAUUACUGGCUGCUGGCCUCAGAGAGUUGCCCGAGCUCCGAGGGAUCUGUUGGCCCAGGUGGUGUGACCAUUGAGCCCGGAGAUGUGGUGCUGCCGAAGGAGGACAUUUCGUUGGUCACUAGCUACCAUGAGGGAUUUUUCUGGAAGUGUUCAUUUACAAGCGACUCAGCUGAUGAAAAUUCAGUGUGGAAGAUCUGGUUUACAUAUCCGCCAUACUCAAAAUUGUGCGUGCAUGCCUACCUCUUCCCAUUCCCCAUUUCUCAUCAGACCCACAAUGCUACAGAGUAUGACUCAGCCAUCAUCUACAGAGGCUUCUGGAGCAUCUUCAUGCUCAUUGGGGUGGCAGCUGUAUUGCUCGGUGGAUUCUUCAUCAUCUGUGCUGCUCCGUUUGCCAGCCACCGCCUUUAUAAAGCAGGCGGCGGCCUCUUCCUGGCAUCUGGUCUCUUCCUGCUGUGUGUGGUGGUGAUGUACGUGCUGUGGCUGCAGGUGUUGGAUGUGGUGGAUGUCUACAUUGACCACCGGCGCUCCACACUGUGUCAAGACUUCCAGCUGAGCAUCAACUAUGGUCUGUCCUUCAUGUUCGCUCCCGUUGGCAUCUUCUUCUGCCUUCUGUCCGGCCUUCUUUUCCUCCUCAUUGGUCGAACCAUCCAGGUUCACUAUAACUGA